This is a messenger RNA of Candoia aspera, 2833 nucleotides long. RefSeq names its product solute carrier family 15 member 2 (gene SLC15A2). Gene Ontology annotation, cellular component: plasma membrane. Gene Ontology annotation, biological process: dipeptide import across plasma membrane. Gene Ontology annotation, molecular function: dipeptide transmembrane transporter activity. The record is from RefSeq and is a predicted model, not a curated record. The transcript has 23 exons. Bases 35 to 2206 code for a protein of 723 amino acids. NCBI's taxonomy places the organism in Eukaryota, Metazoa, Chordata, Lepidosauria, Squamata, Candoiidae.
GCUGGAUUUGCAAGGUUCAGAGGAAAUUAUAGAAAUGCCUGAGAAGGAAAGCAGAGCAAAAGAAAGGAAAGGAAAGGAAAGAGGAGCUGAUCCUUCAAAAAGAGUUUGCCCUCCUGAGAAAAUAUCUCCGAAAAUAUGUGGCACCCCCUAUCCUCUCAGCAUUGCCUUCAUUGUGGUGAAUGAAUUUUGUGAGCGCUUCUCCUACUAUGGAAUGAAAGCUGUCCUGACUUUGUAUUUUCUCUACUUCCUGCACUGGGAUGAAACAACCUCCACAUCUGUAUACCAUGCUUUCUCAAGUUUGUGUUACUUCACACCAGUCAUUGGUGCCUUCAUUGCUGACUCAUGGCUGGGGAAAUACAAAACAAUCAUUUAUCUCUCCAUUGUUUAUAUUAUUGGGCACGUGAUCAAGUCAGUUGGGGCAAUACCAAGUGUGGGAAACCAGAUUGCUCAUGUGAUUUUGUCAAUGAUGGGCCUGUCUCUGAUUGCUCUUGGAACGGGAGGAAUCAAACCCUGUGUGGCAGCAUUCGGUGGAGACCAGUUUGAAGAAAAGCAUGUCCAGGAAAGGAACACAUUCUUUUCUGUUUUCUACCUUGCCAUUAAUGCAGGAAGCUUGAUCUCCACUUUCCUUACUCCUGUGCUAAGAGGGUCCGUGCAAUGCUUUGGAGGGGACUGCUAUGCUCUGGCUUUUGGGGUUCCCGCUGCUUUAAUGAUCAUAGCUGUUGUUGUAUUUGUUGCUGGAAACAGACUUUACAAAAAGACUCCACCACGAGGAAAUAUCUUGCUGAAAGUUUGCAAGUGCAUUGUAUUUGCUCUGAGAAACCGGAUCAGAAAUCGUUCCCCGGAGAUACCCAAAAGAGAGCAUUGGCUAGACUGGGCAUCAGAAAAAUACUCAAACCAACUGAUCACUGAAGUUAAAAUGGUGAUGCGGGUCCUUUUCCUUUUUAUUCCAUUACCAAUGUUCUGGGCGCUAUUUGAUCAACAGGGGUCUAGGUGGACUCUACAAGCAACUAAAAUGAAUGCUGACUUUGAAGGAUUUGUCCUUCAACCUGACCAAAUGCAGUUCUUAAACCCUCUCUUGAUCCUUGUCUUCAUCCCAGUCUUUGACUUUGGACUGUAUCCCUUGAUAAACCUGUGCAAACUUAAUUUCACGCCCAUUAAAAAGAUGGCAACUGGCAUGAUCCUGGCCAGUCUGGCAUUUGCAGCUGCAGCUAUUGUGGAACUCAAGAUAGAGGAAAAUGCUAUGCCUAUCCCAGUUCCCAAAGAAAGCUACAUUCAAGUGCUGAAUUUGGCAGACAGCAAUGUUGAAGUGACUAUUGAGGGUUAUGACUUGUUCUGGCAGCCGAUCAAACCUUUUCAGGAUCCUGCGGAAUACUCCAAAUUAAUCCUCAAUAGUGAUCAACAACAACUUCAUUUUAAGAUACAGUACCAAGGAUUAUUUUCCACAUUUAAUCAUUUGAUCCGGGAAAAGUCAGUGAACAGCUUAAUUUUCUAUGAGAGAGAAGGAAACCUAACAAGCAAAAUAAUUGAAGACCUGCAGAAAAAGCCAUCAGAAGGAAUGGCAGCUGUGAGGUUCAUUAAUACAUUGGAAUGGGAUGUCAACAUCACUCUUGGUGAUGAGGAGUUAACCACUGUUAACAAAAGUUACAGUGUUUCAGACUACAGGAUCCUACCAAGGGGAAGGUACAACAAUGCAAAAUUCCAAACGAGAGCAGAAGCAUCUGCCCUGCAGCUUGGCCUCCUAGAUUUUGGAGCUUCGUACACAGUUGUCAUAACACAUGCUUCUACAGAAACACGUCAAGCAUGGAAGAUAGAAGAUAUUCCAGCCAACAAUGUCCAUAUUUCAUGGCAGAUUCCACAGUAUCUAUUAAUAUCAGCUGGGGAAGUGAUGUUCUCCAUUACAGGCCUUGCCUUCUCUUACUCCCAGGCUCCUGUUAGUAUGAAAUCUGUGCUGCAAGCUGGCUGGUUGUUAACUGUGGCCUUUGGAAAUGUUAUUGUGCUCAUUGUUGCUCAGUCUGCACCUCUGGUACAGUGGGCUGAAUUUAUACUUUUUGCCAUGCUCCUUUUUAUCGUCUUUGUAAUUUUCUCCAUCAUGGGAUAUUUCUACAUUAGCACAGACCCAGAAGAACUUGCUGAUAAAGGGAAUGAAGAAGAGACAUCAAGCAAUAAAAACAUGAUUGGCCUUGCUACCAGGAAAACAGAGCUAUAAAGGGGCUGCAAACACUGGAGUUAAGUUUGAGAGGCUUUUUCUUUUAAUAGGAUGGUGAUUUGACAGAUUCUUCCUCAUGCUAUGAUCUCAUCAGAUAUACUCUGAGGGAAAGAGCAAACUAAAUUAUGGUGCCCCAAUACGUCAGCUGAAUAAAUGUACGCAAACUCCUGGAAAGCUGCCUUAUUAAAAAGUAAAUAUAAUGUAGUUUUAUCUCUUCUGGCUCCAUCAGGCACUAGGAGUAAUUCUUUUCAAGUUCUAUAUUUAAAGCACAAUUGUGUCUGUCUGUCUGUCUAUCUAUGUAUGUAUUCAUUCAAUAAGUGAGUCUUCAAAUUAAAUGAAACUUAUUUACGGUUAAAUGUGUAUAUUACUACAUUGUAAGUCACCAUAAAUCCAGUGAAGAAUUGUGGGCUGAGAGGAUCUUUGCACACGUUAAUCCAUUUUAAAAUAUUUUCAUUAAUCACUCACUUGAAAUAAUGCUUUGAUUUUGUAUUUCUUACUGUAAUAUAAAUCAGCUUGCCCUACUACAGCUCUAGCAUAUUUCUGUUCUGCAUAUGUGUAAAUCCUUAAAGCAUGAUAGAUUUCCUAUACGGAAUAUAUUUGCAAAGAGGAAAUAGCAUGCUAACUUCA